Messenger RNA from Ustilaginoidea virens, 693 nucleotides. RefSeq lists its product as uncharacterized. Bases 1 to 693 code for a protein of 230 amino acids. Lineage: Eukaryota; Fungi; Ascomycota; Sordariomycetes; Hypocreales; Clavicipitaceae. Gene Ontology annotation, cellular component: eukaryotic translation elongation factor 1 complex; cytosol. The record is from RefSeq and is a predicted model, not a curated record. The transcript has 4 exons. Gene Ontology annotation, molecular function: translation elongation factor activity; guanyl-nucleotide exchange factor activity. Gene Ontology annotation, biological process: translational elongation.
AUGGGUUUCGCCGAUUUCCUCUCCGAUGCUGGCCUGACGGUCUUGAACAACUGGGUUCGAACUCGCUCCUAUAUUACUGGAUACUCCGCCUCCCAGGCCGAUGUUGCCUGCUUCAAGGCCCUCAAGUCCAGCCCCGACGCACAAAAGUUCCCCCACGCCGCUCGCUGGUACAAGCACAUUGCCUCCUUUGAGGACGAGUUCGCCAGUCUUUCUGGCGACGCCAGCAAGCCCUACACCGUCUACGGCCCGGAAGCCUCCGAGCUCACCCUGAAUCCAGCCAAGGCCCCUGCUGCUGCUGCCGACGACGACGACGACGACGUCGACCUGUUCGGCUCCGAUGACGAGGAUGACGAUGCCGCUGCCAAGAUCCGAGAGGAACGCUUGGCCGAAUACCGCAAGAAGAAGGAGGCCAAGCCCAAAACCAUUGCCAAAUCUGUCGUCACUCUUGACGUGAAGCCUUGGGACGACGAGACCGAUAUGAAGGCCCUCGAGGAGUCGGUCCGCAGCAUCGAGCGGGACGGCCUCGUCUGGGGAGCUUCCAAGCUCAUCCCCGUUGGGUUCGGCAUCAAGAAGCUUCAGAUCAACCUCGUCGUCGAGGACGAGAAGAUUUCCCUGGCCGAGCUUGAGGAGCAGAUCCAGGAGUUCGAAGACUACGUCCAAUCCACCGACGUGGCUGCCAUGCAGAAGCUUUAA